Molecule: messenger RNA, 1689 nt
Organism: Acanthochromis polyacanthus (spiny chromis)
Lineage: Eukaryota; Metazoa; Chordata; Actinopteri; Pomacentridae
Product: histone H3
Exons: 1
Coding region: 522-932 (136 amino acids)
Cellular component (GO): nucleosome
Molecular function (GO): structural constituent of chromatin; protein heterodimerization activity; DNA binding
Source: RefSeq, a predicted model, not a curated record
AAGCAGGCGGAUAAUUUGGUAUUUCACUAAACACCACAUUAAAACUCAACAGAACAUUAUAUAUUCAAAUUUCAACGUCAGUGUUUUUUUUCCCAAAACCACUCUCCUGAGUACUUAAAAUACAUAGAUUCACUUCUUUUGAUCUUUCUUUCUCAUUCCCUGUUUUUAUUCAUCUUAUCUGAGACAAGAAGCUAUCCAUAGUGUUGAAAGUUCUAUAAGACAAUGAGAAAUGAAAUUUUUGAACUAGUCCAAUUAUAUUUUGAUUUUAUAAAGUGUCAAAUAAAAGCAGAGACGAGUGCAAAUAAGAAUUUACUAAGCAUAGCCGCCGCUGCUGCUGAGGAGGAGUUUAUUCGAAACGUCACAUUCAGUUCAUCCAAUACACGCCCUGAUGUCCCACGCGCCACACCGUUCUGGACCAAUCACAGCUGCCGUUGCUCCGCCGCUCUCCAUAUAAGCUCGCUGUUGCCGCACGGUCCUCGCUUGUAUUUUACUGUUAGAACAGUGAAGACAGAGAAGACACAAUGGCAAGAACCAAGCAGACAGCCCGCAAAUCUACUGGAGGAAAAGCCCCAAGGAAGCAGUUGGCCACCAAGGCUGCCCGUAAGAGCGCCCCGGCCACCGGCGGCGUCAAGAAGCCUCACCGUUACAGGCCCGGUACUGUGGCUCUGAGAGAGAUCCGUCGCUACCAGAAAUCCACGGAGCUGCUCAUCCGCAAGCUGCCCUUCCAGCGCCUGGUCAGAGAGAUCGCUCAGGACUUCAAGACCGAUCUGCGCUUCCAGAGCUCCGCUGUCAUGGCUCUGCAGGAGGCCAGCGAGGCUUACCUGGUCGGCCUCUUCGAGGACACCAACCUGUGCGCCAUCCACGCCAAGAGGGUCACCAUCAUGCCCAAAGACAUACAGCUGGCCCGCCGCAUCCGUGGAGAGAGAGCUUAGACCAACCACAUCCACUUUUCAUCCAGCACAACGGCUCUUUUAAGAGCCACACAUACUCACUUUGAGAGCUCAACCACAUAAUGGUGUAAUGCAAUGGAAAAACAUGAAGUAAUUUUUUUUUCUUUGCACUCUUAAAUCUUUUGACUUUUAUCUGCACAUAUUUAGGUUAAAAGAAUGGGAAAACUAAAGUUUGAUUGGCCUAAAGUAUGUUGUCAAACACAUUAAAUCAGGCUGAGCUUAAGCAUCUGUCAGUAUUUCAAAACUAUGUAACCAAAAAACUUGAUGUAUGCUUAAUUAAUGAGCAUCUGCACUGUUGUAAGAAAUCUAAAUCGUAUUAAUUACAGAAAAUACAGUGUUUAAAUAACAUAAAUCUACAAUAUUUGGUGUAGAAGUAUAUAAAGUAUAGAAACUAUAGAAGUUAAUGUAUAGUUUGAAAUGUUCAGUUAAACUGUGAGGAGAGGCAAUUUGAAAUCUGUGCAAAGUACUGAUUUUUGAUUUGUCACAAAUACAUUUUUAUGUUUAAUAAAGUAACAGGAGAAAUAAUGACCUCGUUCCUGAUCACUGGACUCUCCACUCUCAAUCAGAAAUGACAAAUACUCACACGUCACAGUGGAAUUACUAUCAGUCUAAUGACCUUUAUCUGUAAUGACUCCACAUAGUCAGAUUCUACCGAUAGAUGUUUAAUGGUUUUAUACAUGUUCAUUCAGGAGCUCAAAACAACUGCUUUUAUUUUUGUCUUGAUUUAUUACUGCUGCUC